AUGAAGGUUGCAUUGUUCUUCGUCGCGCUGUGCGCCUCGCUCGCCAGCGCCGCUGUCACCCCGUCGCGGAGGUGCGCGUCGGAAUACUGCACCUUUGUGAUGACGAGUCUUGUCACUCGCGACGUCCAAAGCCGGCAGACCAAGCUGAUGCCAAUGAGGGAAACGGGUCUCCUGAACUCCUCCAGGCCCGACAUGGAUCCCAAGGUUGGAGCAGAUGAAAACGCUCGAGGGUGCGGUCUGUCCCAUAAUAAAUAA
Diaporthe batatas is the source of this 255-nucleotide messenger RNA. RefSeq lists its product as uncharacterized. The record is from RefSeq and is a predicted model, not a curated record. The transcript is spliced from 2 exons. NCBI's taxonomy places the organism in Eukaryota, Fungi, Ascomycota, Sordariomycetes, Diaporthales, Diaporthaceae. Bases 1 to 255 code for a protein of 84 amino acids.